AUGCAAUUUGUCACCAUUCGAUCAUUAUUAUUGCAUUGAAUCGCCAUAAUUGAUCUGUUGAUUCGAAGGACGUUUGCGUACGAAUCGUCGUCGCUUCGAGGCGAUUCGUCAGAUGUUUUUUGUGGAGGAUCAUCAAGUAGUGCUCAUUCGUCGACAUCUUCUGCUUCAUCGACAUUAUUUGCUGCUUCAUCGCCCUCGCAAGCCACUUCCAACAACAACAACGACAAUAGUAACGCAAUGUCGUCAACAACACAACAAAAUUCCGUUUCAUCACGACGCAAACAAGCCAAACCACAACGUCUCUCCACUGAACUCGACGUGAAUACGCAACUGGCCAAUAUUACUGCUGGAACAGCACCUAGUAGUGCACUUGCCAAUGUUGAAUGGGGUUUGAAGAUAGAAGAUAUAUCUCGGAAUCCUCUCUUCCGUGAGCUAGGCUUUCACGAGUUGUUCAGCAAUGCAAUGCAAUGA
Anisakis simplex (herring worm) is the source of this 471-nucleotide messenger RNA. The record is from the annotation of a GenBank genome assembly. NCBI's taxonomy places the organism in Eukaryota, Metazoa, Nematoda, Chromadorea, Rhabditida, Anisakidae.